GUUCGAUAAUCUUGUGAUGUAUAUUCGAAAUCUUGUGAUGUGUGUUCUACAAUUCAGUGAUGCGUGCAAUAAAAUUGCAUGACGCAACAGAAAAGUAAGGACAAUUUUCAUUGGUUAGAAAUAACGAAAGUAGCUGAAGCGUCGGGAAAACCAUGCAGGUGAGAAAAAACACAUCAGUUUGUUUAUUGCAGCACUAAUUACGAGAUGCACGAGUGUUGUUCCUGGUGACAUGAUGGAGAUAUUUCGGCCUGCUAGGGAAAAAACUCAGUAAACGUAGAUGUAUUGACAAAAUUUGUAGAUGAGCUGAUCGCCAACCAGGAGAUCAGAAUGAUCGCAUCUGCUCCUGCCACUUUAAGGAUGGUAAGAAGGAGGGGGACCCUGCAUAUUUUGCAUGGAAUGAAGGAAAGGCCAUGGAUUUCUCUGAUCCUGAAUGUACAAAAAGGAGGAAAAAACUCAAAAGUGAGGAGUCCCUGUCAUCUUCACAGAUGGACCAGUUGCAGAUUCCACAAGCACCAAAAUGUCAAUAUCAAGAAAAAUUGAUAUCAGAGCACAACUACUCAGCAUCCUGCACAUUUAACUGUACUCAAGAAAUGCAGCGCCUCUCAACAGAAAUACAACUGGAAAAGGAAUUGCUUGCCCUAAAAAUAGAGUCUAGUAAAAGGAAGCCAAUAUCAAUCCACGAUAUUAAAUACAACGAAGAGAAGGUCUCUGAUCAGCAGGGGCAUUUUCUCUAUAUAAGAAGAAAAUGGAGACUCCCUACCCACCCGAUGUAUUUUGUCGGACAGUUUUCUGUACAUUGCAGUCACCAAUAUAUCCAAAUAUCAUCACCGGCCCAGACGUCAUUCACUCCUUUGAAUUGUGCUGGUAGCAGUAAGGUGUCAUCAUUUGAGAUGGUCACAGUAUCCAAUACACUGAAGUCACAGGACUCAAAUUUCAUACAUGUUCACAGGGUCUCUGCCAAAAUCUUUUGAGGAUUUUUCCUCUGCUAGAGCAUCCAUGGAUGCAAAUGAAACAACCCAGGACAUCCCAACACAUAUGGAUAAUCAGGCCAUGGCCUACAGUAUGUACAAAAGUUGCCAUACUUUUAAAGCAGUAACUUGCGUGCCUCCAAAUGGUGCACUUACAUUUUGCUCCAUGCUGUACCCAGGUUCUACUUCUGAUGUAGCUAUUGUACGUCACAGCCAAGUUUUACGAAAGUUCAAAGCUGGAGACCUUAUUUUGGUGGUCAAAGGUUUCACCAUUCAUGACCAGUUGCCCCAGGGUGUCUGCUUAAUUAUAAAAGCUCUUUUAUCGACACGAGGCCAGUUUACCAUACAAGAAGCAGCACUGUUACAAGAUUGCUAAAGCACUUAUUCAUGUGGAAAGAGCCAACGAGAGGAUAAAGAAUUACGAGAUUCUCCGUCACAUACCAUCUACUUACAGACCAAUCUCAACAAAAAUAUUUCAACUCUGUUCUUGUCUUGUAAACUUGCAAGCUCCACUUUUGAAAGAAAUUACUUAAAGAUACAUG
Messenger RNA from Saccostrea cuccullata (small rock oyster), 1510 nucleotides. RefSeq lists its product as uncharacterized. The transcript is spliced from 7 exons. Lineage: Eukaryota; Metazoa; Mollusca; Bivalvia; Ostreida; Ostreidae. The record is from RefSeq and is a predicted model, not a curated record. The coding region runs from base 411 to 971 and encodes 186 amino acids.